Chara braunii is the source of this 2218-nucleotide messenger RNA. The record is from the annotation of a GenBank genome assembly. NCBI's taxonomy places the organism in Eukaryota, Viridiplantae, Streptophyta, Charophyceae, Charales, Characeae.
GGUAGGACUUUUCUUUGCGCGGCAGCCUGGAGACUUGACUUGAUUGAUCUUCUUCAGGCUCCAUCGCGGUUCUUGUCGUCGAGGUCGUUGCUGUGUUCGUAGGUUCUCUUCUGCUCCGUGGAUAUGGCGGCGGCACUUACGGUGGAGAAGACGGCCGCCGGGCGGGAGUACAAGGUGAAGGACCUUGCUCAGGCGGACUUCGGCCGCAUGGAGAUCGACAUUGCGGAGGUGGAGAUGCCUGGUCUGAUGGCUUCUCGCGCUGAGUUCGGUCCUCAGCAGCCCCUGAAGGGGGUGAAGAUCACGGGAUCGCUGCACAUGACAGUCCAGACGGCCGUCUUGAUUGAGACGUUGACGGCGCUCGGCGCGCAAGUUAGGUGGUGUUCCUGCAACAUCUUCUCUACGCAGGACCACGCGGCCGCUGCCAUCGCUCGCGACAGCGCGGCGGUGUUCGCCUGGAAGGGGGAGACCUUGGAAGAGUACUGGUGGUGCACAGAGCGAGCCAUGGACUGGGGAAACGGCACGGGCCCGGAUAUGAUUGUGGACGAUGGCGGCGACGUGACUUUGCUGAUUCACGAGGGAGUGAAGGCGGAGGAGCUGUACGAGAAGACUGGAACUUUGCCUGAUCCCAGUUCAACGAAUGUUGCCGAGUUUCGCAUCGUUCUCUCCACCAUCCGCGAGAGCAUCAAGAAUCAUCCCCGAAGAUUCAGGGACAUCGCUAAGAACAUUCGCGGCGUCUCGGAGGAGACGACGACAGGCGUGAAGCGUCUGUACGCUAUGGAGCGAUCCGCUGAGCUUCUCUUCCCUGCGAUCAACGUGAACGACUCAGUGACUAAGUGCAAGUUCGACAACUUGUACGGCUGCCGUCAUUCUCUCCCGGACGGACUGAUGAGGGCCACGGAUGUCAUGAUUGCAGGGAAAGUGGGGGUCGUUUGCGGAUAUGGCGACGUCGGUAAGGGUUGCGCCGCCGCGCUGAAGAACGCCGGUGCCCGUGUCAUCGUCACCGAGAUCGAUCCUAUCUGUGCUCUGCAAGCCGUUAUGGAGGGUUUCCAAGUUCUGACGUUGGAGGAUUGCCUCGAGUACGGGGACAUUUUCGUGACCACGACGGGCAACAAGGACAUCAUCAUGCUUAAGCACAUGAUGAUGAUGAAGAACAACGCGAUCGUGUGCAACAUCGGUCACUUCGACAACGAAAUCGACUUGGCCGGUCUGGAGAAACACCCAGGAGCUAAGAAGACGACGAUCAAGCCACAGACGGAUAGAUGGGUGUUUUCCGAGACCGGCCGUGGCAUCAUCUUGUUGGCCGAGGGACGGUUGAUGAACCUGGGGUGCGCUACUGGUCAUCCCAGCUUCGUCAUGUCCUGUUCCUUCACCAAUCAAGUCAUUGCGCAGCUGGAGUUGUGGAAGGAGAGAGGCACGGGGAAGUACGAGAAGAAGGUGUAUGUUCUUCCUAAGCAUCUUGAUGAGAAGGUCGCGGCUCUUCAUCUGCCAAAGCUUGGUGUCAAGCUGAGCAAGCUUACCGAGGAGCAGGCGGCCUACAUCAACGUCCCUGUGGAUGGUCCGUUCAAGCCCGCCCAUUAUCGUUAUUAAGUGUGCCCUGUUAUUAUGAAUUGUCGGGGGGAAGAAGGGGGCAGAGAUGCUAGUAGUCGUCCUCGACAGAAUCUUUGGCAAUUAUUGUGCGGCAUUUUUCAAGGAUCGCAGUAGGAAAGACCUUCAUUUUCAUCGUUACUAACUCCCAUGAUGUAGCGUAGCAGUUGUUGUUGGUUUUCGUUGGCUCUGUCACUCUUCUUUUGUGUUUUUCUCUCCCCUUCGCCUUCCCCUUCGCCUUCCCCUUCCCGCACCACCUUCCCCCCCCACCUUCCCCCACAAGGCAGAUAUCAGUGGGCGGGAGUCAUCUAGCCUUUGGCACUGCACGGGCAGUCGGUAGGGCGGCGGCAAGGCGGUGAAUCAUAUGGAUGUAUCUGGUACUCAAGCUCGCCCUCUUGAACUUGCCGGUGUUCAGUCUUUUUUUUCUUCUUUGCCUCGAUCGCGUGUUCAUUGAUUUAGCUGAUGGCAUCUCUUCUGAGAUGGGUAGUGGAAGUCAAGCUCCCGCUCAGCGACGUGAAGCUUGUGCUCCCGAAUUGUCGACCUUGAUCUCAGGGAUAUCAAGGCCGCGCUCGUUUUUAGCUUGUCUCUAGAAUUCUAGAGUAGUGUUCGUUCAGAAUGAAUUUCUAUUUUUUGA